GCGCUCGGCGCUCGCUUGCUCAGGUCUGCACCCCCUCAGCUGAGGGAGCUGCGGGCGGGCGAUGCUCGGAGCCACCGCAACCGCAACCGCCGCAGUUUGAGCGAUCCGUCCGGUCCGGUCCGGCCCAGUCCCGCGGUGGUGGGGAUGGGGCUGGGCUCCAGCUCCGAGGUCCCCAACGGCGGCUCCGAGGGAUUCCAUGUUCACGGGGCAUUGUCUUUCUCAACAUCCCAAAGAGGUCUUCAGGGUACCAGCGCUGGUCCAAGAAAACUCCCCAGCUCAACAAGGAGGACUGGAACCUUUCUUUGAUUUCAUCAUUGCAAUAGGACACACUAGGCUUAAUAAAGAAAACAGUAUGUUGAAAGAUCUGCUGAAGGCAAACGCUGAGAAAGCAGUGAAGUUGGAGGUGUAUAACAUCAAAACAAUGAAAGUAAGAGAGGUGGAGGUGAUCCCCAGUAACAUGUGGGGAGGACAAGGUCUUCUUGGAGCCAGUGUGAGGUUCUGCAGUUUCCAGGGAGCCAAUGAACAUGUGUGGCAUGUUUUGGAUGUUGAACCUGGAUCUCCUGCAGCUCUAGCUGGUCUCCAGCCAUACACUGACUAUGUUGUUGGAUCUGAUCAGAUUCUUCAGGAGUCAGAAGAUUUCUUCUCACUGGUUGAAUCCCAUGAGGGGAAGCCCCUGAAGUUGAUGGUUUAUAACACUGAAGCAGAUUCCAUUCGAGAGGUAGUUGUGACUCCCAAUGGAGCUUGGGGUGGAGAAGGAAGCUUAGGAUGUGGCAUUGGAUAUGGCUAUUUGCACAGAAUUCCAACACAGUCAGUACUAUCAAAGAAGAAGCCAGAAAGCAAACCACCUACACCCUUACCAGAAGCUGGAACUCCUGUACCAACUACUAAUGGUUACACAGAGACUCCAUUAUUGGCACCCACUUCUCAGGCUGGCAACUCUGAAAUGCUUCUGAACUUGGAUCAUUCCACAAGUGAGGAAACGAGUGGUUAUUCACCAGAAAGCUCACUUUCUCCUCCUCCCCCUCUUCAGAGAGUAAUGGAUCCAGGAUUCCUAGAUAUGUCUGGUGCUUCAUUUCCUGAACUGACUGACUUAGCAAAUGUGUCCAGUGUGUCUCCAUCUGCCUCCCUCAACAUGCCAGCAGCAGAUGUGUCAGAAGGCUCAGAAAAGUUGCUGUCGAACAGUGAGGCUCCUGCUUAUUUUGAGAAUGCCAAAGCUUUGGACCCUGAAGAUGUAACCACACAUCCUGAAGGUUCAGUCAAGCAGCCUGAAUUGGAUGAGUCACUGCCUUCAAUUCCACCAUUACCUUCUUUUGCUCUCCCUACUGAAAUUUCUUCAAAACCACCAGAAACUGAUGCUGAUAACCAAGAAACAAAGCUGCUCUUAAACACGAUGGAGAGCUCCUUAACUACUACUCUGGAGAAAGGUGAUGAAGCAGCAAGUGAACAGAAAGAAGAAGCAGCUGCACAAGGUCACGAGUGAAAUGGAUGCUGCUCUGCUGCUCCUGUUUACAGACUGCCACAAGCUGUAAUACUACAGCUUGGAAUAUUUUUCUGAUCUUGAAAGAUUGACAGCUAUUCUAUUUUGUUAGACUAGACACUAUUAUAUAAGAAAUCAUAGGGAAUGCAUAACCAGCUGUCUUUUUCAAUUAAUGUUUAAUGGCUGGAUAUGUGUUCAAACUUUGAAUGCUGUCCAAAAUAACCAAAUUAAUGGAGAAAUUAAUGCAGAAAUAAGUUGGGGACUGGCAAAAUGUCAGGUUCCUGAAUUUAUGUUUGCCUACAACUGCUCCUGAAUGUAUUUAUGAAGGCAUGCUGCCUGGACAGUAAUGAUGAUUUUAGCAGUAUGAUUGAUGGAAUUAAAAAAAAUUAUUUAUGGUUUUGGCUUCCUGGAAA
Messenger RNA from Calypte anna (Anna's hummingbird), 1890 nucleotides. It is a transcript of the gene GORASP1, whose product is annotated as golgi reassembly stacking protein 1. Gene Ontology annotation, biological process: Golgi organization. The record is from RefSeq and is a predicted model, not a curated record. The transcript has 10 exons. Bases 197 to 1480 code for a protein of 427 amino acids. Gene Ontology annotation, cellular component: Golgi apparatus. Gene Ontology annotation, molecular function: protein binding. NCBI's taxonomy places the organism in Eukaryota, Metazoa, Chordata, Aves, Apodiformes, Trochilidae.